Periophthalmus magnuspinnatus is the source of this 6583-nucleotide messenger RNA. RefSeq names its product forkhead box O3A (gene foxo3a). The coding region runs from base 749 to 2506 and encodes 585 amino acids. Lineage: Eukaryota; Metazoa; Chordata; Actinopteri; Gobiiformes; Gobiidae. The record is from RefSeq and is a predicted model, not a curated record. Gene Ontology annotation, molecular function: RNA polymerase II cis-regulatory region sequence-specific DNA binding; DNA-binding transcription factor activity, RNA polymerase II-specific. The transcript is spliced from 2 exons. Gene Ontology annotation, biological process: regulation of transcription by RNA polymerase II. Gene Ontology annotation, cellular component: mitochondrial matrix; nucleus.
GAUGUCAUCUGUAUCCCGUACAGUAGACGUAUGCAGUGUUUUUGCGUGGAUUCUGGUGCUGUCGCUUUAAAUUCUGCGCAGCGCGGAGCAGGGGGCAGUGCUUCGGUCAGGGAUGGUUCUUUGCGCCAAGAGCGACCACAGCGGCAGAGGCGGCAGAGGCGCAGGAGCAGCGGCAGAAGCGGCAGAAGAUUGAAUGAAAUGUCUUUACGCGCAGCUGGCCACACGGAAAGACACUUCCCGUGGGAUCUACGGGAGCCGCGCGAGCUCCGCGUGCUGUAGCCUGAUGUUUUAGCUGCCGAGCGCGCGGAUCUGCAGCGGCUCAGAGGACUGUAGGCCUUGGUGCUGGUUGGAUCGCGCGCGCAUUCACGGGCAGUCGGUCAGAUCCGUGGAUGAUAAAGAGCUCGUGCUCAGAUAACAGUGAAGAUGGCAGCUGCCCGCGGGAGCGGGGCGCGGAUCGUUCGGUUUUAGAUGGUUUUGGAGCCGCGCUUUGUGGAGCGUCGCGGGAGAUUAGUCCGUCCACGCGGGGAGAAAUAGCGAUGCACGUUGUGCAGGGUGUGUGCGGUGAGACAGAGGCAGAGGACACGGGGGUUUGUUAACGGUCAACGCUGGAGACAGACGGACACACGGACACGUGCAGUGCGGUCGCUUUGCAUUCGGCGGAGAGCGCGUGCCUCGCUCUUCGGACUUUGAUGGAAUGCGCCCCGCGUGAGCUGAGAGGCGUUUGUGCACACGGACCACAGCGGGGAACAUGGCAGAGGCGCCCUCCAACACCGAGCCGCCGCCGGAGCCGCCGCUGGAGAUAGACCCGGACUUUGAACCUCAGAAGCGGCCGCGCUCCUGCACCUGGCCGCUGCCCCGUCCCGAGUCCGGAGCGAGCAAACCGGGCACCAAUGACACUGACGUCAUCCCCGAGGAAGAGGACGACGAGGAUGAAGGCUCUGCCCAGAAACCCGCUGCCAAGCCCCGCGAGGCGACCGGCAGCGCGUCCCAGCCCGUGGAGGUACAGCCACGGAGCGCCCUGAAGGAGGACACCGCCGACGGCUCGCCCUCCUCGGUGCAGUUUUCCGCUUCGGCCCCUGGCUCCGCAUCGCAGCAGCUGAGGAAGUCCUCCGCCCGCAGGAACGCCUGGGGGAACUACUCGUACGCGGACCUCAUCACCCAGGCCAUCGAGAGCUCCCCGGAGAAGCGCCUGACCCUGUCCCAGAUCUACGACUGGAUGGUGCGCUCAGUGCCGUAUUUCAAGGACAAAGGCGACAGCAACAGCUCCGCGGGCUGGAAGAACUCAAUCCGUCACAAUUUGUCCCUGCACAGCCGCUUUGUCAAAGUCCAGAACGAGGGAACAGGGAAGAGCUCCUGGUGGAUGGUGAACCCCGAAGGAGGCAAAGGCGGGAAAGCCCCCCGCCGCCGCGCCGUUUCCAUGGACAACAGUAAAUACAUCAAAGGCGCCAGAGGUCGGGCCACCAAGAAGAAGGCGUCUCUCCAAGCCGCUCAAGAUGGCAGCUCCGAAAGCUCCUCCAGUUUGUCCAAAUGGACCGGCAGCCCUACGUCGAGGAGCAGCGAUGAACUGGAUGCUUGGACAGAUUUUCGCUCAAGAACCAAUUCGAAUGCUAGCACUCUCAGCGGACGAUUGUCUCCGAUUUUGGCUAAUCUUGAGCUGGAUGAAGUCCCAGAUGACGACCCAUUAUCUCCAAUGCUAUACUCCAGUCCUAGCAGCAUGUCGCCCUCUACUGGCACAACCGGGCUCUCCGAUCUCGGGACGAUGAACUUGAAUGAUGGUUUGUCUGAUAACCUCAUGGACGAUCUUUUGGAUAAUAUUAGCUUGACCGCAUCACAGCAGCCGCCGCCCGGGGAAGAGGACAGCAGUCCCAAUGGUCAAGUCUUUACGUUUACGUGCGGCAGUCCCUCCGGCAGCUAUGGACCCGGGAACUUGUUCAGUCCCACUUCGAUUACAAGUUUGCGGCAGUCUCCAAUGCAAACCAUACAGGAAAACAAGCAAGCCACGUUUUCCUCUCAUUUCGGUGAAGGCUUACAGGACAUGCUAGCUUCGUUGGACUCCCCCGGCAACGUCUUGCUAACUCAGUCCGAUCCACUAAUGUCGCAAGCUAGUAAUGCCGUAGCUUUGCAGAAUUCUCGCCGAAAUGCCAUGCUGCUUCGUAAAGAUCACUUGAAUCACGGGGGCCAAACGCCGAGCUCUUCUGUGCCUGUGGGAUGGCAAGCUGGCUUGUCCACCCAUGAAAAUUUGGGAUUACGAGGCGAAACGGACCCAAAACAACGGCUAAAAUCACCAAGCAAAAUGGCCGCCCCUAUGCAGCUAAUAUCCCAGGAUCGAUUCGGAGGCGAUUUGGAGUUGGAUGUUUUCAAUGAGUGCGAUAUGGAUUCGAUCAUUCGGAAUGAGCUCAUGGAUGCGGACUGCCUGGACCUGAGCUUUGACUCUGCCCCAAACAAGAAGUCCGGGAGUUUGUCGGGAUCAAAACAAACGUCGCCUCAGAGCUGGGUGCCAAGCUGAAGAAGCAUGUUCAAAAAAUACUAAUAAUAUUUUGAGUGGUGUACAUGUAAAAUAGGAAAAAGAAAUGGAGACGAUGCUGUGGCCUGGCCUGCCCUCAGUCAGUUCCCCACACAUGGGUUUUAGAAUGUGGAAAUAUAGGACGGCUGCCAUUGCGAUUAACAAUUUAAAGCAAAAUAUGAUAACUUUUGAAUGGGACAAAAGUUCUGAAAAUGUUGCAUAACACAAAGCUGAAAUCGGUGAAUACAGAGAAAUAUAGAGAAGGGCUGCAAUAUUAAAGGCGCUGUACCUGAUUUUGACGGUUUGCACUACAGUUUAGUCCUGGUUUAGUCCUGGUGCAGUCCUCUAUUAGUCCUGGUUUAGCUCUGGUUUAGGUUUGGUUUAGUUCUGGUUUAAUUCUGGUUUAGUUAUUUAUUAGUCCUGGUUUCUGCUGUUUCCUUCUGACCCUCUUCAUCCAUAUGAAGUCUCCAUGAGGUUCAGAAUGAAGAAAAAUGAUCUCCAUUACCAUAGCGAUUAACAAUUUACAAGCAAAAUAUUAAAUCUUUUGAAGUGGAAACAGGAAGUUGAAACUAAUAAAUAGAUUUUGAUAAUAACAACUUUUGUUUUAUUUACACAGAGGUGGAAAGGGUACCACAAAUUUGUUCGAAAGUAGAAGUACACUUUACAAGUACAAGUACUACUGCCAAAAUUGCACUUAAGUAAAAGUACACAUGAAAAAUACUGCUCUAAAUGGCUAUAACCCACCUGGGCUUGUGGACUAGGUGAGCUUGGCUGGCCAGGCUACGGCAAUGGAACAGGAGGGAAAAAUCCAUGUGAAUCUUGUGUUACUGUUGUUCUGUGGUUGGUUCUUCUGUCUGGUUCUGGACUUUAGCUCACGACUUUUCAAAGAUCAAGGCCUUUACGUUAUCGACAUUUGGUUACAUGAAAAACUGCUCUCCGUCUCAGGGAUUCACAGUCAUAACACUACAGAUAAUAAUCCGCAUUUUCACCAACAUGACCACCAGGGGGCUGUUUACACCAGAAUGCUGUUGGUCUAAUAAAAAUCUUUGUAGCUUCAAUCCUGCCCAUGUAUCUGACUCUGAAGUCGAAUUCAAGUUCAGACUGACAUCUCUGUAUUUUUGAUACAGAGGUGUCAGUCUGAUCCCCACUCCCUCUGUUGGAUCCAUAGACUGUAUAUAUAAAUGGACAUAGCUAACCUGCUAGCCGCCGCGUUCCAAACAGGAAGUGAUCAUGGGCGUGUUUCUGGCUCCAUCGACACUUUUACAUUGAAAAACUGUGUCCCCUCUCUCUGUAACUGCUGCUGUCAUUUUGGUCUUGAAAUGUUCAUAUUAACUCGUUCUACAUGAUCCUGGGUUUUUUAUUUCACUAUUGUGUCCAGACCUCAAGAUAUGAACAUUAAUAACAAACAAAUCGGGUGUCUUUUUUCCCCUUUUUCACUAGCAUUUGCAAUUGGUUUGAUUGCUAAGUGGCUGCUCCCUGCUAAACAGAGUAAAUAUGGAACUGGGCUCCAAAUUGGCCGCUAUAACUGCUAGCAACAAUAAGCUUGAUUUGACUGGAGCCGAACGCUGUGGGUGAUGUCACACUCACGUAGUCCACUUCUUUAUACAGUCUGUGGUCGAGUCUCGAGCCGGAACCAAACACAAUCAUCCAAUCAGAUUUAUUAAUUUUAGUGACUCAUCUCUCACUGAUUCUGCAGAAUUCCACCAUGUUUUUCGGUCCCUUGUGAUAUUUUUUCCUCGUAAGCAGCCAUAUUUCUUUUGUUACUGACUGACCAUGCAUGUCCCCGUUUGGUUAAUCCCCCUGUCCAUCGUGGCCAUCUGAACUCUGGGAGAUUCACUAUGACCAGACUCACAACUUUAAAAAGUAUUCAAGAAUUGUGGGUUCUGGAUCCCAGGUAAAAAUCAUUAUUUAUUCUCCACCAAAGCCAAACCAAAAAGACGAUUUUCGAUCAUUUCUAUUUAUAAUUAGACACAGGCAGGACACAGCGGACUUAUUUUGACCUGAAGAGCUGCUUUUGUAUUAUGUGUACUGGGGUAGGACACAUUUUACUCAAAUACAUAAAAAAAACAAAACUUUAAGUGAAACGCUUCAUAAUCACGGACUACUUUCCCAAACGUGUUCUCAUGUAAACAGCUCCACAAACCCAGAAAAACAUGAUUUUUGCCAAACCAGCUCUUGACCCUCGCGGCCAUCGGCAUGUUUACAGUCGCUGCAGAGAAUGUCGCAUACAUUGGAGCAUACUUGACAAGCUUUUUUUAAUUUACUUUGAAACUAAGUGUAGCCUAAACGAGCGUAUUCUGUGUUCUUUAAGAGCUUUGUCCUUCCUCCCCUUUCAAACCUCUGAUACCCAUCUGUUCAGAUCAACAUUGUGAAGUUUCCUAUGUAAGCUUUUAUUUUGUAUUCUAGUGGUUACUUUUGAAAAGUCCUGGUAAAUAAUGGUGUUUCCUUCCUUCAUCUUCCAGUAUCUGCAAUAGUAGAGGUAUUGCUAUAGUUUAGGACAGAGUUAAGUGUGUUUUUAGCUUUAGACUUACAUAAGAGGUACUAAAAUCAUCUGCACUAUUUUAAGAUGUUCAUUUAAAGGGAAAGAGGAGUAUUUUGUGGAAGUGGGUUAGCAAGAUUGUGAUGGAAUCGUGGCACGUGACCCAGACGCCAUUUUGAGAACUUUAGACCUCACAAAUAGAACAGCUGUAUUUGGAAUUGUUUAUUAUUGCUACUGCAACUGUUCCCCAUAAAGAAAAUGUUCUUUUACAAUUGGUCCUGGUUUAGUAUGGGUUUAGACUGGUUUUGUCCUGGUUUAGUCCUGGUUUAGUCCUCGGUUUAGCCCUGGUUUAGUCCUGUUGUGAAUUGGUUAGGAUCUAGUCCUGGUUUAGUCCUUGGUUUUGUUCUGGUUUUAUCCUGGUUUAGUCCUGGGUUUAGUCCUGGGUUUAGUCCUGGGUUUAGUCCUGGUUUAAUCCUGGUUUAGUCCUCAGUUUAGUCCUGGUUUAGCCCCAUUGUAGACUUGGUUAGGCUCUAGUCUUGUUUUAAUCCUGGUCUAGUCCGAGUCUAGUUCCAGGUGCAGUCCCAGUUGUGACCCUGUUUGCCAGUGUGAACCCGCUUACACAGAAUCUCUCUCAUCCCCUUUAAGAUGGACUUGGUGCUAUUCAAACGAUGACGUAACACUAGGAGCCGUGUGAUCAGCACUGAGGAGGUGCUCGGUACAAACACGUUACCGUCAAAGAGGAGCCAUUUUAUUCACGUUUUAGUAUUACACAGACACAUUUUAGUAUUACAUACUGCCAAACUAUGUCUGCUUUGGAAACUGGAUGGUCUGUGUAACAUAUGAAACACAGAAAUGUACAGUACUGUGCAAAAAGAUAUGCUAUAUGUUAUAUAUAUGUGAAAUGGUCCAAAAAGUAAUUUUAUUCAAGUGGACCUAAAAAACGAAUUUCGCUCCCUAAACGCAUAUAUGGUGUUUGAACAGCUUCAUUUGCUGUUUUAGGUCUUUUUUUUUCAGCAUUUUUAGUGUAAACGAGGUAAAUGUGCAGCUUUGUGAUCAAAAACAUAUAAAAGUGUGUGCUGCCUCCAGUGGCAGUUGGUGACAUCACACAGAACUGCCCUGAUCACAAACACCUGCCUGCAGGUCCACACUCCUGUUAGAACAUAACACUUUAAAUCUAUAAAUGUUUAUAUUUUGCAUAGUAUCCAUUUUUUUUUAAUAUAACCAACUGGCCAGAGUGCUAACCACUCGUCAAUCAAUGCAUACUGUUGUUGUGUCCUUGGGCAAGACACUUCAGUUUGAUCAGAUGUGAUUGGAGAUACUUAAUUUAAAUGCUUCAUUUAGUUGUAAUCAUAGACCGUAUAUAUAAAUGGUCAUAGCUAACCUGAUAGCCGCCGCGUUCAAGUGAUCAUAGGUGCACUUCAGGCUCUAUCGAUUCUUUUACUUUCUGUUAAAAACUGUACCGCUCUCUCUGUAACUGCUGCUGUCAGACUCGUCAUUUUGGUCUUAAAAUAUUCAUAUUAACCCGCUCUACAUGAUCCUGGGGUUUUAAUUUCACUAUUGUGUCUGUAAAUCAAGAUAUGAACAUUAAAAACAACAAUCUG